AUGAGAGGAAAAAAAGAAAAGGUAGAAACAGAAGGAGCAGACGCAGUGCCAAAUGAUUGUUUGCUUGUUUCUUCUUUUUCAAUCCUCUUCUCUUUCUUUUCUAAAAGCUGUCUCAGCUACAUGGAGCCACAGAAUCUUACAAGUGUCUCAGAAUUCUUCUUGUUAGGCCUCUCAGAGGACCCGGGACUGCAGCCUGUUCUCUUGGGGAUGUUCCUGUCCACGUACAUGGUCACUGUACUUGGUAACCUGCUCAUCAUCCUGGCCGUCAGCUGUGACUCUCACCUUCACACCCCUAUGUACUUCUUCCUUUCCAGUCUGUCCUUGGCUGACAUUGGUUUCACUUCCACCACAGUCCCAAAGCUGAUUGCAGACAUCCAAACUCACAGUAGAGUCAUCGCCUAUGCAGGAUGCCUGACUCAGAUGUCUUUUUUUAUGCUUUUUGGAUGUUUGGACAGUCUGCUCCUGACUGCAAUGGCCUAUGACCGGUUUGUAGCUAUUUGUCACCCUCUGCACUACCGGAUCAUCAUGAACCCCCGCCUAUGUGGUUUGCUGGUUUUGGUGUCCAUUUCCAUCAGCCUUUUGGUCUCCCAACUGCACAAUUCAGUGGUGUUACAAGUUACCUACUUCAAGAAUGUGGAAAUUGCUCAUUUCUUUUGUGACCCUUCUCAACUCCUCAACCUUGCCUGUUCUGACACAUUCACCAAUAACAUAGUAAUGUACAUUGUUGGUGCCAUGUCUGGUUUUCUUCCAAUUUCAGGGAUCCUUUUCUCUUAUUCUAAAAUUGUCUCCUCCAUUUUAAGAGUCCCAUCAUCAAGUGGGAAGUAUAAAGCAUUUUCCACCUGUGGCUCUCAUCUUUCAGUUGUUUGCUUAUUUUAUGGAACAGGCCUUGGAGUGUACCUCAGUUCUGCUGUCUCUUCUUCCCCCAGGAAAGGUGCAGUGGCCUCAGUGGCAUACACUGUGGUCACUCCCAUGCUGAACCCUUUCAUCUACAGCCUGAGGAACAGGGACAUCAAGAGAGCCCUGUGGAGACUCCUCAGCACCGCAGCCUAA
Orycteropus afer afer is the source of this 1050-nucleotide messenger RNA. RefSeq names its product olfactory receptor 18-like. NCBI's taxonomy places the organism in Eukaryota, Metazoa, Chordata, Mammalia, Tubulidentata, Orycteropodidae. Gene Ontology annotation, cellular component: membrane. Gene Ontology annotation, biological process: G protein-coupled receptor signaling pathway. Gene Ontology annotation, molecular function: G protein-coupled receptor activity; olfactory receptor activity. The record is from RefSeq and is a predicted model, not a curated record.